AAAUUCAUUUUGACUACUUUUUAUUGUUUAGGAUUUUUAUUCAUAUUUUAUAUUAUAAGUCCUUUAUAGUCAUUUUACACAACCUCUAAUAUUAAAAAGCACUUCUAAUAGUUUUAUAGCCAAACACCCAACUGCUUUUUUUUUAUAGUACUUAUCUAAAAGCUACCGCCAGAAACUGCUUCUGCAAAAGCUACAGCAGGGCCAAACUAAGCUAUUGUGUUGAUCUUGGUUUGAUGGGAUAUUGGGAUCGGAGCAGCUUCAGUCGAUAAUUGAACCCGAGCUUAACUUCCACCGACGGCCCAUAACGCGGACGAUUUGCCGCAAAUAGGCCCAGAACGAAUAAGGCCCAAAAUAAAGAUUUAAGGUCCAUCAUUUGGGCCUUUAGGGUUUACUCCAAUGUCGGUAGUAUAUAAUCUUAACCCUUAGCAACUUUUAUGUUCCUAUCGUUUCCUUCCUCAACCGGAGCAGAAGCAGCAGCAAGGAAGCUCCUCGGCGAAAAUAAUGGUAAAGGCUUAUCAACUACUCUCAAAGUAGCAGUCUUCUGUCUGUUUCAUGAUUUUCUGGCGGUUAUUGAGCGGAUAUGCCUUGUUGGAGUAGUUUUUUUUUCCCGUUCUGUGUUUUGUUAUGUACCUGUAGUCGCUAGACGACAUCAGAGAACUACUGCUGUAAUAGCUAUUGGGAUCUCAGAAUACGAAUGCUAGAAGGAUUAGGUUUAGGAUCAGAAUGGAACCCCAGAUUAUAGUCAGGUGUCGAUCUUGAUGAUUCCGGUUGAUACUGUUACGAGACUGGAAAAUGGAGGUUGGCGCCCAUCGUUACAGAACUAUCCCAUUGCAUAACCUGCCUGGAACUGAUAGCCUCUGCUACAUCUAGGUGCUAAAUAGUAAAUACUUUCGCCAAUUGUUAUUCUAAUCCUAGCUGCAGGGUUACAUUGUGCCUCGUUGGUUUAGGGUAUUUGGUUUGAUAUUUUAACGGAGCAAGGGUUGGUUUUAGCAUUUGAUGCUACUCUCGGUUUAGGCUUAAUGCGAGGUAGCCAUUUUUUUUUAAUUCUUCUAUUGAUGUUUCUGAGAACUUGAUUGUUUUUGAGGAAAUUUAUCACCCUGGUGUUGAUCUAUUUCACUCGUUUGGGUCUCCCAAACUAACAGAAGUUGAAAGAUUAGGUUUUGAUUUCUAGUGUUUAGGGUUCGCUUGAAAUCCCCAGACUCUAGUCAGGUAGCGACCUUAAUGUAUUUUGGUUGAUACUGUUACGAGUCUGGGAGAUGAAAGUUGGCACUCAUCGUUACAGAUCUAACCAAUGGCAUAACCUGCCUGGAGCUGAUAGCCUCUGUUACAUCUGGGUGCUAAAUCAUUUCUAUAAUUGUUGAUCUAAGUUCUCACCUAUUGAAUUUGUUGAGCUUGUGUCAUUGUUUAUAAUUUUCUUUGUCGCCAUCUGGGUGCUUGGUUUGGUAUUUACUCUUCUGCUUGUGUUGAACAGCCGAAGCAGAUUCACGAGAUCAAGGAUUUUCUCCUCACAGCUAGGAGGAAGGAUGCCCGUUCGGUGAAGAUCAAGAGGAGCAAAGACGUGGUGAAGUUCAAGGUCCGCUGCUCCAAGUACCUCUACACCUUGUGUGUUUUUGACUCCGAGAAGGCUGACAAGUUGAAGCAGUCUCUUCCCCCAGGUAAUGGUUCUUUUCACCUUUUACUAUAGCUAUUUAGUGUACCGUGUGGAUGAUUCUUUAACUAUUUUGAUUCAGAUGGACUCUUGCUGGGUUUUGCUCACUCAAUCAAUCUCACUUAAAGUUCAUAAGUUCGUCAGUGGCUGAUGGUAUUUGUUUUGUUGUGUUUGUUGCAGGUUUGAGCGUGCAAGACCUUUGAAGAAAAUUUGAAUUGGAAGCACUUUUUGUUGGACAGGUUUUGAUGGCUGUUUGUUACUCCGGUGGAAAUGCCAUUCUAGUGUUCCGUCGUUUUGUGGUUUUGUUGAAUUUCUUGAAUACAGACUUGAAGGUGUAGAACUGUUGCCUUGUAACAAAUAACAUGAACUCUACAAUAUUGCAGGUUGAAGUAGUUUAUGAGUUUCUGAGCCAUGAAAUCCGGUUGAAAACCAUUAUAUUACUUGAGACGCUUCUCUUGCUCUAUAUACAUUAUACCGUAGCAGCUACUUGCACUGUAUGUAUGCACGAGCGAAACAUACAUUUGGAGAUGUGUGUUCGAAUCAGUGUUAUUAAAGCCGAGCCGCUCGGCCUGACCGGUAAAACCGUCAUCCGGUCACAAAAUCGGCUCGGAACAGUCUAAAAGCCGCUCCGGUUUUAUGUAGCGGUUGGCGAGCGGCCGAGGUGGUUAGGCGUUCGAGCCGCUUGUUCGGUUUUUGCCAUUCAACCACUAAAUUUAAUUAAAAAAAUUGUAGAAAUUGAAAAUUGAAAAAAAACAAAAACGUCGGGCUCUCAAAUUGAAUCCUUAUUUCCAUUUAACAAUUUCGAUGGAAAGAGAUGAUCUCUGAUUAAGAAAUGUCCACUAUUUAUACUGAUAACGUUUAUUAGGUACCGGUUCUCUAACGGUUUUAAACGGUUUAAUACCGGUUAGACCACUAAAGUGCGAGCCGUUCGCAUUAUCGGGUCAUACUCCGGUUCGGUUCUGACAACAUUGGUUCGAAUUCCACAAGCGACUGACUCUCUUUAACAGCUCUUCGUUCUCUCCAUAUGUCCGAUUGCGUGUAUGCGGGUUAUUAGGUGACUGCAGGCUCCUUGUUCAUUUGUGAGUCAACCAUUGGUGCAUUUUUAUUAACCUACUCCGGCAAUCGGAAGACCUAGUGGUUCUGAAAGCGUUGCUAGUUCCACAUUGUGUUUCACUGUUUGCUAGAACCUUUUAGAACCUUUCCUCUCUUUCUUUUCCAUCUCUCGCCACCCCUAAACAGGACACUCAUUUCCUCUCCCAUUUUCACUCAACCCGUGGAAGAGAUCAAGAGAAGCAAUGUGAGUAUGUGACAAUUCAUUUAUUUUCCACUUUUUUUUAUGGGAAUUAUUUUCCACUUUUCAUUUCAUGAGGGAUGAUAACUCCUUAAAAUCACCACCUCAUGUUCUAUUUUGCACAUGGGCUAAUUACCAUAAAAGGUUAUAAAACUAUUCAUUUUGUACUAACGGUCACAAACCUUUAAUUUUGCACGUUUCAGUAACAUCCGUUUGAGAGAAUAACAGAAUGGUCAUUUCGUCCAUCUCCAUCCAAAAAACAGUAAUUUCGUCCAGUAAUCACGCCACGUCACUUAAAAUAUUAUUGAAAAAAUUAAUGAACAAACCCAAUUGAGCCGGACAAUCCUAAUUCUAUAUUCACCCACCCGGCUGGUUGUGUUCAUGCGUGUAAAAUUGACCAUCUAGCUUCAGCUCCGAGGUUGCAUUUGCCGAGACCAAGCUGGUCCAUUUAAUUCAACCAAGCUGUAGUUUCCACAUGACCAUGACCGGGAGAGGUUAGAGUGCUAAUUACUACGUACUAACUACUCUAAUCACUGUUCAUUAUUUUAAGUUAAAUCUAACUGUGGUUAAUAAUGAAGGGCUUUUUGGUAUUUCACUAAAUUAAAAAAUAAUACAUAAAUAAAAUAAAAAAUCUCAUUUAUCUCUCCCCUAUUUAUUAAUCAUUUUCUAACGAAAAAAUUACUAACAAUUUCAUUAGUAUUUAAAUCAAUAAUCAUUUUGGCUAAGAGUAGUGAUUGUAGAAUUUUUUAAUUAAUAGGGACGAGUUUUUUCACUUUUUGGAGGUUGAUAGAAGUGCUUUUGGAGAGUCAUAGUGAUUUUCAUGUAACUAUUAGUGUUUUAAAUUAUUUUUAAUUUGUAACGACUAACAAUUUUUAAUAAAAAUCACUACCACACAUUAUAAAACAUACUAUGAAGAGAAAAAAAUGACUACACAAAUGGUCAAUCACUACUAACACAGGUAAAAAAACUAAAAGAUGAAUAAUCACUACUAUUCAUGAGCAAAAUCUUAAUACUAAACAAAAAUCACUACUAUUCAAAUCUAUACUUGCCUUCCUAUUCCUUUCUCUCUUUCUCGUCUAGGGGCAUAUAUCUUCUCAAAUCACUACGUAAACCUACAAUCACCAUACAUAAUCACUACCGUAAACUACAUUGAAGGUGGGAGGAGCACUUGAGGCGGAGGGAGGGAGGCGAUGACAAGGGUUGAGUUGUGAGCGGUUGAGUAGAUUAUUGUAAAUCUGGAUAUGGAACAUAGAGGCGAGGCACAGAGCCUAGAUCUGGUGUCGGAUCUGCUCAAGGGUUAUACCGAUAUGUCAUUCCCUCUGGUAUAUAUACCUUUCUGCCUUUCACAACAGUCUUGGCGAUGACCUCAAUACCAGCAAUUGAAAGAGAGAGUCGACAAAUCAUGGGGAGACUCCUCCAUCGCUAUCGUCGCCGCCUACCUCCUCUAUCGACAUCUUAUGCCACCUUUCUUCCCCGUCGCCGCCUGCCUCCAUCGCAUAUCUAUUUGAGUGCCACUUCCUCCCCGUCGCCGAACCGUACGCCGAGAUGGAUAAAAAGGGAGAGAGUAGAGACGGUUGGUGUAGAAAGAGGGAAAACUGAAAGGCGGUCGUGAGUGAGAGGGGUGGUGAAAGGAGCUUUUUUAUAUUAGGGUUUGAUAUAACAUUACUAAAAUAUCCUUCAUUUAAUUGUGACCUUAGGAUCAACAACUUAAUCUAAUGGCUAUUAUACAGGUUAGAAUGGUGCUAAUCCCUUGAGGGGUUAGCAAUGCAACCCAUCCCGACCAUGACCAUGACCAGGAACAUGCUUCACCAGCUCGCUUGCUUGCUUCGGUCCAUGCAUACCUAGUUGGAUUCAUCAGGACAAAUAUGCACAAGGACUUUCUUCCAUCAACCGGAUGCAUACGUCCGUAAUUCCUCUCUUUACAAGGUCCAGUCGCAAUUUCAUUCUCAAUCAUCAUUAAGACGAGUUAAUUCAUUCUCUUCCACAUAUCUCUGGAUAUCCCGGAACAUCAAAACACACAAAACCAAGCGUAAAACUGGAAAAACAACCGAACUUCUUUCACAUAACAAGCUAAUUUGAUACUAAAUGUGGGAAUAAAUAUGUUUAUUUUCUAAGUGUAUCAAAUUCCCCCAUAAGUCUCUGCUUGUCCUCUAGUAAAGCACAAUUAGAUCUGAGUUCAAUUGUAAAAAAACUCACAAUCACUAAUAGUGGGUUAAAGGGUGAAUCACAAGUAACAAUCAAAAAAAUCCCAACAGAAAUUACCCAUGGGGUCAUGAAAGCCGUCUUCUUUUGAUCUUCCUUUGGGAAGACACUAUGCAAGCUGGUAAAGCCACGCACAUCCGCCAUGCUACCGAGCUUUUCUUUACAAACACCAGAUGGCUAGCCAGGUGAGAUAUCAUACUUCUCUUUAUAAAACAUGCCUUCCGCACCUUUUGUGUUUCUUCUUUGGUGGCCAACGGUUUUAUCACAUAUAUGUUUCGGUGCUUUUGUUGCACUGAUUUUGCAUUGGGUUUGAUCGACAAUUGAUGUUUCACGAUUUUGACGACACGACCGGAAUGUCCUCUGUCCCCCAGGCAAAAAGAAUGGCUUAAUCUCUCAUCAAUUGGAGGAGUUCCUCCUUUUCUUUGACAGGUAAGUGCGUCAAGAUGCACACCCUCAUGUUUGGCUCUUCAAUGAUGAGCGGGACGCUGAUGUCCCCCUCUACCACUUCCGGUCGGGGUUGGUUUCCUUGGGUAUCCACCACGUCCACUUCUAAAUAGUAGUUUAGUUACCAUAAAUAAAAUGGAGCGGGGGAUAUUAAUACUCAUCUUGGCGUACAUUGAUUAUUUAAUGCCUGCUCCAAGGGAGUCAGGAAUGUCACUUUUCUGUACUACGCCUACGAGUCGUAUUGAAUAUAUGUGUCAGGGAAUAUUUUUUAGUGUACAUGGUCUACAAUCGCAUUUAUUAUCUAUCUAAAGGACCGCUUGAGCCCCCGGCCAACGCAUGUCGCGCAUCACCGCCCAAUGCUUACGCUUAGGGCCUGUUUUGCGAGACCCCAAAGUGUUGUAACGCACUGGGUUCCCACACAACCGUUUUCUAUGUCCAAUCUCUCCGCCAGAUAUGGAUACCGUUUCCCACUAGAGGAGUAUCCAUAGUGGGCUUCGGCCAUGUACCAUGGGCCUCGUGCUAGUGGGCCUAGUGCUUAUCACUGGUCUGAGAUUGUUAAAGCGCUUGAGCACGUAGCCCAACACAAACCCCACGUCUUCCCCCAAUCCUCUCUUUCUACUAGCAAAACCAAAAAUACAAAAUCAAGAAACCAGAAAUAAGGUCUUUCUUCCCUAUAAAUCUGGAAACCAAAAAAUCUAAAGGCCAAAUACACUUGUAUAGCAAAAACUUUGACAGUUUUGUCAAAUAUAGCCACUUUUAGCGAAAUACCAAAAAUAGCCACUUUCGUCCAAUUGUUUGACGGUGUCAAGUAACAGGCUGACUGGACUAACGAUAUUGAUGAGUUAGCAACCGUUAGUCAAUUAAAAAUGUGAGGUGGAAACUAAAAAUAAAUAUUUUUUAUUUUUCUCUCUCCAUCUCUCUUCUUCCCCAUCUCUCGGUUCUUCCAUCACCGCUGGAGAUCGCCAUUUGCAGAAUCUCCGAACUCGCCAUUAAGAUAGAGGAUGAUACUCGAGCCGAGGGAGAAGGAAAAGCUUUUGCUUCUGUCUUCCACCUCCCAGAGUUCCCGUUCCACCGCCGGUGCUCCCCCGGGUCAAUCAAUCGAAGGGCAUCAACUUCCUCUCGUUGCUGCAAAUCUGGGUUUCGGAAGAUGGAUCUUGAGAGCUUCAAAUCUGGGGUUCAAUCGAGAAGAUGAAGUCUGGGUUUCAAUCGAAGAAGGUGAAAAAAAACCCACCACCCUGAUCCCCCUUACCUCCUCUGCCUUGUACCCCCACCUCCUCUGCCAUUCAUCUCCAUCAUCCCUCCGCCCCCAAUCCCUACCACAAUCCCCCUCUGCCUCUUUUGCCCUUCAUCUUCCCUAACCUUCUACCUCCUCCGCCUUGUACCCCCACCCCCACCUCCUCUGCCAUUCAUCUCCAUCAUCCCUCCGGCCCCAAUCCCCCUCUGCCUCUUUUGCCCUUCAUCUUCCUCAACCUUCGCCCACAAUCCCACACUUGGUCAGUACCGGAACAAGGCCGAUGAACCCGUUUCCUCCGAUAGCAGUGUUGCUUCCGAUAAAAUUGAGGAUCUCGAUGCGGGAAUUGAGGCGGUUGUUGAGCUCGACGAUCUGGGCGAAAAGGAUGGAGGAUCUCACUCGAAUUCCUGACGGCGGAGGAUGAAUAGUUCAUGGCAACGGCAUCGGCGCAGGGGAAAUGGUGAGAGAUGAAUGGAUGUCGAUGGAUUGGGGGGAUUGAAUUUGGUUUUGUGAAUUGAUGAUUUUUUUUUGCAGAUUCAUGGUGGGUUUGAAUGAAGGAAUCGAACCAAAAGUGAAAGAGUUUUGGUCGACAGUGGGGGAAACAAGGAUGGAGGACGGUGAGGGGAAGCAGGGCAAUUAUUUGGAUUUUUUUUUAUAAAGAAAUUUUUAUUAUUAAAUUAAUUAAAUAUUUUAAAAUAUGACGUGUCAGGUGUAUGUGGCAAGUAUUGGUGAGUUGCCAAUGAUGUGUCAGGUGAGUUGGCAGCCAGAUCAUCGUUCCGUUAAUUUGACUAACGGUGUCAUUGACGCCGUCAAACUAUGUAACUGAAAUGGCUAUUAUUGUCAUCAAACUUUCAAAUUUCUGGCUAUUAUUUGUAUUUCUCCAAAAAAGGCUAUUAUUGUCACAACUGUCAAAGUUUUGGCUAUACAAGUGUAUUUGGCCAAUUCUAAAUACUCUUCCCAAUAUAAUGAGUCGGGGAAAUCGAGCUAGGAAAGAACCGCACCAGCAAAAAAAAAAAAAAAAGCGUGGAGCAUUUGAUACCCUGGAGCAAAUUCAAGGUGCAAUCGACUUCGCUUUCAACGACCAGAAUCUGAGGUUGUCCACGGGAGAUCGGACAAUCACCUGGUUUGAUCCUCAACGUUGGGGCUUAUGGUGAGAGGAGGAAUUAAAGGACGGCGACCAUUAGGUUGCCGGUUGUAGUUCAGAGAGACGACAUAUGAUUAUGACGACCGAGGUGUGUAAUGAUGGACGCGAAAGCUGUGAGGAGUGGGGUAUUUCUUAUUUUUUCUUGUUUCUAAUUUUCCUGGCAUUUUUAAUUUUUGAAAAAAUAGUAUUUAAUUGUGAAAGUUAAAAUAAAAAAAUAAUACACAUCACACACCCAUCUGAUGUGUCGCUUAGGUGGAUGAUAGCAUAUGUCAUGUCAUUAAGACU
Messenger RNA from Linum trigynum, 8245 nucleotides. NCBI's taxonomy places the organism in Eukaryota, Viridiplantae, Streptophyta, Magnoliopsida, Malpighiales, Linaceae. The record is from the annotation of a GenBank genome assembly.